AGCGGAUGUGUCUGCUCUGACCUCACUAACUUAUGUAAAGCUAGCUCCCUGCGAUUAGCCACGUCAUGUAAACUUAGCAGUGGAGCAGUUCUGAUAUAAAGGCAACGAGGGGUCGCGGUUUUUGGGGGGUAUUAGUUCAUUUUCAAAGAGGAGCGUUUAUUUCAGGGUUGUAACUCGGCAGGAAUCGUAUGGAAAGAUGUCAGAUAUCGGGGACUGGUUCAGAAGCAUCCCUUUCAUUACCCGGUCCUGGUUUGCUGCAUCGAUUGUCGUUCCCUUUAUUGGGAAACUAGGAUUGGUAGAUUUCAGGAACCUUAUGCUGUUUCCGGAGCUGGUCUUUAACAGAUUUCAUAUCUGGAGACCAGUGACAGCCACCCUGUAUUUCCCAAUAACCCCUAAUACUGGGUUCUUGUACAUGGUCAACCUGUAUUUCCUCUACCACUACUCCUCUCGGCUUGAGACAGGGGCGUUUGAUAGCAGACCUGCAGACUACAUCUUCAUGCUCUUCUUCAACUGGAUAUGCAUUGUUAUAGUUGGGCUGCUGAUGAACAUGCGGCUGCUGAUGAUCCCACUGAUCAUGUCAGUACUCUAUGUCUGGGCUCAGUUCAACAAAGACAUGAUUGUGUCCUUCUGGUUCGGAACACGAUUCAAGGCCCAUUAUCUACCUUGGGUCAUCCUGGUUUUCAACUUCAUUAUUGGAGGCUCGUUUGUGAAUGAACUGACAGGGAACCUGGUGGGUCACCUCUACUUCUUCCUCAUGUUCAAAUACCCCAUGGACCUGGGGGGACGCUCCUUCCUCACCACACCAGAGUUCUUGUAUCGGUUCUUCCCUAACAGGAGGGGAGGGGUGUCGGGCUUUGGAGUCCCUCCCAGCAGGAGACCUGCUGCCCAGGAACCAGCGGGAGGAGGCGGGGGAGGAGGACGUCACAAUUGGGGCCAAGGCAACCGUCUGGGUGGUGAAUGAGCAGAGAGCCACGCCCCCCCUCCCUUUGCUCCCAAUAACAAAUUGUGGAGCAGUUGCUGUUUAUUCACAUUCAGUUUUAAAAGAUACAACAGGAUGAAAUUUGAGGAAGCACGCAUUUUAAUCAGGACCGCACAGCAGGACUCAGACUCUGUCUAUAGGCUCAAUUCACCAAGUAAAGCCAGCUUUACUAUUACUACUACUGCCGAUGUGUCCAUGUGAAGCAGAUAGAAGAAAAUAUGAAUAAAUAGAUUUUUUUUUUGAAUGUAAUGAUUCUUGAUCUCCCCUUCCCUUCUUCCUUUCUGUCCUCUUCUUUUCACCCCCUGCAUUUUCUCCACACCCUGCCAUUGGACUGUCAAGACAAGAGAUGUUGCAGCUGCACACCAGCACGCUGUGGAUUUGGAUUCUUGUGUUCCUGUUCUCUCUGUGAUGCCAUAUCAGAUUACAUUGUAAUUACCAACGCACUGGCAGUGUGCUCUCAGCAGAACAUGAGCAAAGCUAUUUAGAGAGCACUGUUUCCAGGUCUGAAUUUACAUGUGUAAAAUGUUUUUUAAGCCUUUGUGGCACAGACUUGAUCUUUCUGUCUUAAGAUCUGAUCUUAACCAAAAUGAGGUGACGAUGGGAUUUUGCUCUUUUUUUUUUGUAAAUAUAACAAUUGUUUAUUGAAAGGA
This is a messenger RNA of Siniperca chuatsi (mandarin fish), 1629 nucleotides long. RefSeq names its product derlin 1 (gene derl1). The record is from RefSeq and is a predicted model, not a curated record. Gene Ontology annotation, biological process: endoplasmic reticulum unfolded protein response. Gene Ontology annotation, cellular component: Hrd1p ubiquitin ligase ERAD-L complex; endoplasmic reticulum membrane. Gene Ontology annotation, molecular function: misfolded protein binding; ubiquitin-specific protease binding. Bases 197 to 961 code for a protein of 254 amino acids. The transcript has 8 exons. Lineage: Eukaryota; Metazoa; Chordata; Actinopteri; Centrarchiformes; Sinipercidae.